This is a messenger RNA of Rotaria sordida, 1272 nucleotides long. The record is from the annotation of a GenBank genome assembly. Lineage: Eukaryota; Metazoa; Rotifera; Eurotatoria; Philodinida; Philodinidae.
AUGUUUGAAACUGAUUUAGAUCUACAUAAUGCAUAUAGUCCCAACUCAAAAACGAUUGAUCAGCCUGGAAGAGUUUCCUCUCAACGUUAUCUUACUGCUGCUGUUUGGACAGUUGAUUUUGGUUAUGAUAAUAAUGCUCGUCCAAGUCUUGAUCGUGUUGCAUCCGUACUUGCUGAUACGAAUGCAGAUGUUAUUGGUCUUCUUGAAACAGAUACAGCAAAACCGUUUUUGGGAAAUAAUGAUUUAACAUCUUAUUUAGGAGAGAAAUUACAUAUGUUUAUAGAUUUUGGUGUUGCACAACAUAUUGGAAAACGAGGUAGUCGAAGUAUUCGUGGAACUUUAUUAUAUAUGGCUCCCGAAAUACUUUCUUCACAUCCUUAUGAUAAUCGUGUUGAUCUUUGGUCAAUGGGAAUUAUACUUUAUGAAUGUCUUUUUGGUCGAUCACCAUUUGUUUUUUCAUCGGCUGAUGAACUUGUAGAAGAAAUUAAAUCAAAUAUUCCAAUUGAAAUUCCAAAUGAUACUCGCAUCUCAUCCGAAUGUCGUAAUUUACUUGAAGGCUUAUUACAACGUGAUCCAAAUAGACGAAUAAGUUUUCAAGAUUUUUUUCGACAUCCAUUUAUUUUUAUUGAUUUAUCUUUUCAAAUAAUUCGUGCAGAUGAUUUAUUUCAAAGAUCAAUUACUUAUGAACAAAGAGGUGAUAUUAAAAAAGCUCUUGACUAUCGAGUAAGAGCAUUAGAUGAAUAUGUAGCUAUUAUUAAAGUUGAUGAAGAUCAUGAUCGAAAACGAAUGUUAAGAAUGAAAGUAAAAGAAGGUCUAGCUGCUGCUGAAAUACUUAAAAAACGAAUAUCACAAAUGAAUCUCAAUUUUGCAUCGGCAUCAACGACAGUGUCAUCUUCAACUGAAAAUCUCGAUUUAAAAAAUAAUAAAGAACUUUUUCAAGCUUAUCAACAUUGUCUAAAUGGAAAUCAAUUAAUGAAUAUUGCAAGAUUCAGUCAAGCUUGUGAAGAAUAUCAAAUAGGUUUGACUGUAAUGCUUCGUGCUGCUCGAACUGAAACAGAUCCUGUAAAAAGUAAAAUUCUUCAUGAUGUGAUUUCAUUCUACCUAAAUAAAGCUGAAAUAUGUGAAGAUAAAAAUGAAGCUCAACAAUUAGAUAUUGAUAUUGAAAAAAUCAAGGAAGAUACUGCACUUGAUAACACAAUGUUGAAUGAAUCAAAUUUUAUUACAGAAAGACAACAACGAGCAAGUUCACAUCAAAAUUGUUGUCUACAGUGA